GACAUUGAUUGGAGUAUCCAUUGCACUUUCGCUUUGUCCAAAAAGUUACAUCUCAAGACUAUAAGCUUGCGCCAACUAAUAAUUUUGAAAAUGAUUCCUUCUGGUAGAUAUACUGUCAUUGACGAAGAUAAUUUCCAGAAUUAUAUUAAAGCAGUGGGCUUUGAUGGUAACUAUGUAAAAUAUACAAUCGAAUUUCAACAAGAUGGAGAUAAAGUGAAAAUGCAUGAAUUUUUUGGUGAUAAAUCUCUUGUAAGCGAAUUUACCAUAGGAGAAGAAUUUGAAGAAAUGAGUAUCAUUGGAAAAAAAGUUAAGAGCAAAGCCAUUCUCUUCGAAGACGUUCUUAUAAUGAGAAGUGAUGAUCGCACCAUAAUAUACAACUUUAAACCAACGGGAGGAGAAAUUAUCCACAUAGCACCUAAUGCCUUUGGAAAGCUUAUAUUCAAGAAGGACGAAUAAUAUGCUGGAUAAUGUAAUACAAAUUCAUACAUAAAACAAAUGAACAUGUUUUAUUAAUAUAUCAUUACAAAUAAAAUAAUAAUACAUACAGUGUGGUGAAAAUGAAAGAAAUAAAUUCGUUAUAUCGUAAACCGGCGACUUUACGGAAAAAUCCCGAAACAGGUCGAUUUUUAUUUUUAAAUUAUGAUUUUUUGGCAUAAUACAUAAAUCGCACGAGUGACGUCAUCCAUCUGGGCGUGAUGACGUAAUCAAUGAUUUUUUUUUAAAUAAGAAUAGGGGUCGGGUGCUAGCUCAUUUGAAAGGUUAUUCAAUUCUCUAGCCAGUAAUAUAAACAUCAUUAUUUAUACAGGGUAUCCAAAAACAAUUUUUAUAAAUUAAAUUAAUUGACAGAAAAAGAAGAAUGUAUGUAAUUUUUUAAUUCAAAAUAAAUUUACUACUCUCAGCAAAAAGGAAAAAAAAACAUUGUUUUUCGCUUAAAUUAAAUGUUCAAACUUCCAAAAAGCAGAUGCCUAGCGGGUGCUGGUUUGAACAUUGAAUUUAAGCGAAAGUCAACGUUUAUUUUUCAAAUAAACAUUUUUUUUUUUUGUUUUAUUAUAAGAGUAAAAAGUAUUUUGAAUUAAAUAAAUUACGUACAUUCUUCUUUUUUUUGUCAAUUAAUUUAAUUUAAAAAAUUGUUUUUGGACACCCUGUAUAAAUAAUUAUGUUAAUGUUUACAUUACUAAAUAGAGAAUUGAAUAACCUUUCAAAUGAGCUAGCACACAGCCCCUAUUCUCAUUUAAAAAAAUCAUCGAUUACGUGAUCACGCCCAGAUAGAUAAAGUCACUUAUAUACGUACAAUAUCGAAUUUAUUCCUUUCGUUUGCACCAUACUGUAUAUUAAAUUAUAAUAACAUAUAAAACUUCUUUAAUAAAAUGUACACCUAAGUAG
Messenger RNA from Diabrotica virgifera virgifera (western corn rootworm), 1383 nucleotides. Its product is annotated as fatty acid-binding protein 1, liver-like. The record is from RefSeq and is a predicted model, not a curated record. Lineage: Eukaryota; Metazoa; Arthropoda; Insecta; Coleoptera; Chrysomelidae. The transcript has 4 exons. Bases 91 to 456 code for a protein of 121 amino acids. Gene Ontology annotation, molecular function: lipid binding.